This is a messenger RNA of Frankliniella occidentalis (western flower thrips), 1701 nucleotides long. RefSeq names its product torsin-1A-like. Bases 148 to 1281 code for a protein of 377 amino acids. NCBI's taxonomy places the organism in Eukaryota, Metazoa, Arthropoda, Insecta, Thysanoptera, Thripidae. Gene Ontology annotation, biological process: cellular response to misfolded protein. The record is from RefSeq and is a predicted model, not a curated record. Gene Ontology annotation, molecular function: ATP hydrolysis activity; ATP binding. The transcript has 7 exons.
CAGCUGUGACCGGGUUUGAAUGUGGUGUUGUCUCCGUCUGUGUGGCGGGACGUCUGCUCGUGCAUAUUCUCGUACUUGAACUAGAAUAUUUGCAAAAAAAUUGGAUAUUCCUUGACGGGUAAUUAAAUCCCGAUAUCUUAUUAUGUUAUGACACCUUUCUUCGCCACCAUCAUUCCUUACACUCUUCGCACACAUUGCCCUCUUGCUAAAUCGAGUGCAGCUUUGGAAGUUGAAAUGUCAAGUGCCCUGCUAUUGAUGCUAUGUUUCUUAUUAGUUAGCUUCUUUGGUCUAUCAUGCUCCAUUGAACCUGUGUCAACUACCUUUGCUGUAGCAGGUGCAAUAGCAGCUGUUGGUAGUUACUAUGACCAAUCAUGGUGUAGAUUGCGGGAGUGUUGUGAUCAGUAUUCUGUUAGCACUGAUGCAUCAAAUAUAACGGCCUUUCAAGACGUACUUCGAAGCUCUGUCUAUGGUCAACAUUUAAUGCAAGACUUAGUUGUGAGAGCUUUAAAAAGUCAUUUAUCAUCUACUGAUCCGCCAAAAGCUCUUACAAUUAGUUUUCAUGGCUCAACCGGCUGUGGUAAAUCCUUUGUCAGUCAGUUCAUAGCACAGUCAUUAUUUGUUAAGGGUAUGCAAAGCAACUUCGUUAGAAAGUUUGUUGGUGGUAUAGAUUUCCCUGAUCACUCUUCUUCCAUGGUUCAUUUGUACAAGCUUCAUCUCCAAAAAGAAAUAAAAAGGAUUGUUGAAAAAUGUAAUAGAGCGCUUUUUAUAUUUGAAGAUGUACAGACGAUGCCACCUGAAGUUCUGGAUGCCUUAAAUCCUUUUAUUGAUUACCAUAAAGAAGUUGAUAAAGUUGAUUACAGAAAAUCAAUUUUUGUGUUGCUUUCCAACACUGGAGCUAAACUCAUAAAUCAGAAAGCUUUGGAGCUUUGGUCAAGCGGUAAGCAGAGGGAAGACAUUAAACUUUCAGAUUUUGAAAAUAUGAUUCGCACCGGAGCUUUCAAUGAACCAGGUGGUCUACAGAAAUCUGGUGCCAUAUCACAUGCCCUCAUUGAUAUUCAUGUCCCUUUUUUACCUUUGGAAGAAAAACAUGUGAGAAUGUGUAUUCGGGCUGCGUUUAAAAAAUAUGGAUAUGACUCUCCACCUGAUAAUUUAGUACAAGAAAUCUUGGAUGAUCUCACCUUUAUGCCAGAGGGUCAAGAAUUGUUUUCAUCCUCUGGAUGUAAGAGAGUAGAGGCUAAAGUUGGAUCAUCUGUUCAUGGGAGGGCCUUCAUCAAGUUUUAAAUUGUCAGCACUACUGUUUUACUGUUUUAUAAAUGUGAGUGUUACUGAUUGUGUGUAAAUCCCAGGUUAAGGGACACUAAGAAAAUAAUUCAAAGGGUGUCAGACUUUAGGGCUUUACUCAGAACUUAACAAGACAUUGUGAUGAAAUUUACUUUUUUUUACACCACUAUAUUGUGACAAGACAUUGAUUAAUUUUUACUUGUAUCAGUGGCACCAAAACUACUGAAUUCUUUCCCAGGUGUUUUUCAUUUGUAUAAUUGUUAUAAUUGAUUUCAUUUGUAAAAUCAGUUAAGAGGCCCAGUGAAAUUUUUUUAUUAAAAGAAUCUGUGAUAUAACUAUUUUCAUUUAUUACUUAAUUACUCAGAAUGAAAUACGCAAUGAAUGAAAUAAAAAAAUAUUAUAACAAAAUUUUUAAGGUUA